AUGAUUGUCCUCACUCACGUAACUGGAGGAUUGGCUCCGUCAUUAGCCUUUCGCUUCGUUUCAUUUUUGCUGAUCCUUCUGCUAUGUUGCUUCGAGCGCGUUGUCGCAGAAGUCGAUUCCGAGUUCAAAUCCAGGCCUGAUCUGUACCCGCCGGUCUUCACCGUUGAACAAAGCGAACCGAAGAAGCUCAGUCCAGGGUACAUCUUUCUUGGCCCGUAUGAGGCCGAUAAUUCUGGGCCAUAUAUCUAUGAUACUGAAGGGAAUCUAGUAUGGAGCGGCUGGGGUAAUUCGGGGCCUGGGAAUGCCCAUGGCAUGCACGUAUGCAAGUACAAGGGGGCGAAUCACCUGUGCUUCUUCCAAGGGAUCCAGCAGAAUGGGUAUUGCAGGGGUCAUGGUGUCAUUAUGGACAACCGGUAUCGCAUUGUCAAGACCGUCACCCCCGGGGGAGGGAUUGCAUCGAGCGAUAUGCACGAGUUCCGGCUGGUCAAUGACGGCAAGACGGCGCUGAUGACGGUCUAUCAACAGCGGCAGUUCGACAUGAGCCUCUGGAAUGUCAGAACGGGCAUGGGCUGGUUGAUGGAGAGCGUCUUCCAGGAAAUCGAUGUGGAAACGAAUCAGGUUGUGUUUGAAUGGCGGUCUCUGGACCACGUCGAUCCGUCCGUGAGUUACACCUACCCGUCGUCCACGGACACGUCCGGCACCGGGCUCGAGCCACGGUCUCCGUGGGAUUAUUUCCAUAUCAACUCAGUCGACAAGAACAAAGAUGGCGAUUACCUGAUUUCUUCGCGCCAUACGAGUUGCAUCUACAAGAUCUCCGGCAAGGACGGCUCGGUCCUGUGGCGGUUGCACGGCGCCAAUCCGUCCUUCAAGAACAUCAACUUUAGCUUCUCGCAGCAACACGAUGCGCGCUGGCUCGGCGAGAAUGCUACCCAUACACUCUUGUCCCUGUACAACAACGGCUACAAUGGCUACAACCAGACACAUCCCUAUUCGUCCGGCAUGAUCAUCCUCAUCGACCACGUAGCCAAGACGGCGACGCUGGUCCGCGGAUACAAGCCGCUGAAUGACGACAUGAUCAGCUCCAGUCAGGGAAAUAUGCAGGUGCUACCGAACCGGAAUGUGUUUAUCGGCUGGGGGAACAAUGCGUAUAUAUCCGAGCACGACGAGCAAGGCAGGCUGGUCUUCUGGGGUUACAUCGACAAGGACCGGAUCAUGAACUACCGGGCCCUGAAGUUCGAGUGGGAGGGCAGUCCGACCGACGUGCCCGCUCUGUGGACCUAUGCCAAAAGCAAUGAUGGAUUCUCGCCCACUACGUUCUACGUGAGCUGGAACGGCGCAACGCGCGUGAAACACUGGCGUUUCUACGGCGCUGCAAACUCGACCGGCCCCUACGAGCUCCUGAGGCAAGUCGACAAGCAGGGAUUCGAGACCAUGUACACCAAUUCGACCUUCUACCCCUGGUCGUAUGUAGAAGCAGUCGACGCCCAGGGCAGAGUCCUCAGCAAGUCCCGGAACCAGUUCACCUUCACCCCGUCGCCGGACCUGCAAGGCUAUUGCGCGGAUGACUUUUGCCGCAAAGCAGAGGCAUACGGCUUACCUGGCGAGGUCGACCCGAAACCGUUCAUUCCUCCUGUGGGAAUCAAUUCCGUCCCUUGGAUAGACCCUGACCACCCAGAAUCGCACUACAACCUGGGGCAACCCGGUGCAGCAGCCCCUACAUCCGCUCCGCAAGGUGCCAAGGGGGUAUAUGCACAAGCGGGAUGGAUCGUUCCUGUGACCGCGGUGGCCCUCGCGGCAAUCGGGGUGCUUUUGAUCCUCCGGGUUUGCCGCCGACAGCGGCAUCCGCAGCGAGAAAAAGAGCACAGUUCAUCCGAGUCCUUAAACGAGCAUGAAGCAAAAGCUUCAACGGGUGCAGCUGGAUUGCGCUGGUGGGACUGGCGACGAUGGGUCGACUCGCAAAACGAACCGCAUCAUUACUUUCCGUUAUCGGAACAGAGGCCGCAUAGGCAUGCGGAUUCAUGA
Molecule: messenger RNA, 2022 nt
Organism: Aspergillus udagawae
Lineage: Eukaryota; Fungi; Ascomycota; Eurotiomycetes; Eurotiales; Aspergillaceae
Product: arylsulfotransferase family protein
Exons: 4
Coding region: 1-2022 (673 amino acids)
Source: RefSeq, a predicted model, not a curated record